GGAUAUAAAUCCAAAACUUACAGGGACAAUGAUGGUAGUAGUGGUGGUGGUGUAGUGAUGAUGAUGAUGAUGGUGAUAUGUUUUAAUCUAUCCACUGGUCUCUGCUGCGUGGAACACAGAGUAUCACCACAAACAUUUUGCUGUGGAUUUCAUUCAUAUUCCUCGUAUUUAUUCUGCUUCUCCUGAGCCUUUUCCUCUUCUUCUUCUUCUUCUUCUUCUUCUUCUUCUUCUUCUUCUUCUUCCUGCUUUCGACCAUGUCCAGUACCAAACCCAGGCAGUGUCACAUUUUGGAACCAGAGAAAAAACAGAGAACUAUGAACAAUCUCACCAUAAAAGAAAUCGAGGAGGAGAAUGAAGAUAGUUUACCCUUGGAGGAGAGUACAGAGACUGAAAUGAACAUUAGUGGCACGUGUUCACUGCUGGAUGCCAAUGAAACUGAGGUCAAAUUAAAACUGCUAGGGACAAACAACUCCGAUAAACCAAGGCAGACCAGACCCAGCGGUAGUGAGAAAUUUAACCAUUCCAUCAAUUCCGAUAAGAAGAAGAAAGGAAGUAAGAAAGACUCUUUGGAUGCAAACGUCCAUACACUCAUGGACAACAGCAUAGACAGUAAUCUUACUAAAGAAGGCAUUGACAGGAAUGGACAUCCAUUAAGUGAAUUCGACCUAGUUGCAACUCUCCCUAACCUAGAACAUACUGGAUUUAAGAAAACCUGGGUCGACUUUGAGCUCUUCUGCAAAUCCUUCAAUAAUCUCUGCUAUUACCAUAAACCGAUGCUGUAUCAGAACAAUAUAAAAGUGUCUGACAUUAGGAUGAAUUCCGCUCUUUUAGAUGAGAAAUCAACACAAUAUUUAUGUAUCCUUUUGAGUCAAACAAUUGGAAAAAAAAAAAGAGACAAAUUGAUGUGUAUGUAUGUAUGUAUGUACGUAUGUAUGUACGUAUGUAUGUAUUUGUGUGUCUGUGUUUAUCCCCCCCACCAUCGCUAGACAGCCGAUACUGGUGUGUUUGCAUCCCCUGUAACUUGACCGUUCAGUAAAAAAGACCGAUAGAAUAAAUACUAGGCUUACAAAGAAUAAGUCCUGGGGUCGAUUUCUUCAACUGAAGGUGGUGCUCCAGCAUAGUCGCAGUCACAUGGCUGAAACAAGUAAAAAGAAUAAAAGAAUAUCUGUGGAGUGCUCAGCCACUUGCACAUUAAUUUCGCAAGCAGGCUGUUCCAUUGGUUGGAUCAACUGGAACCCUCAUUGUCGUAACUGACAGAGUGCCAUAUAUAUUAUAGACACCAGAAUAUUGCCUUCACCCACUGGUUAAGACAUGUGUCCCAUUUUGAAAAACAUCAUCCAAGAUGGAAAAUGAAAAAAUAUUUGUUACAAUGUAAGGAGGCGAGCUGGCAGAAUCGUUAGCACGCCGGGCGAAAUGCUUAUUGGUAUUUCGUCUAUCUUUAUGUUCUAAGUUCAAAUUCCACCGAGGUCGACUUUACCUUUCAUCCUUUUGGACUUUACCUUUCAUCCUUUUGGAC
Molecule: messenger RNA, 1516 nt
Organism: Octopus bimaculoides (California two-spot octopus)
Lineage: Eukaryota; Metazoa; Mollusca; Cephalopoda; Octopoda; Octopodidae
Product: androglobin
Biological process (GO): proteolysis
Molecular function (GO): calcium-dependent cysteine-type endopeptidase activity
Source: RefSeq, a predicted model, not a curated record